CGCGUUGUAAGCUGUAUCGUGUCCGAUUACUUACCCCGGCCGAUUCGCUCAAUAAAAGCUGUAGCGCGCGUGCUGUUUGAGUAGCUAGGAUCGGGUGAGGAGAGCAGCGCCGCGCCGCGCCGCGCCGCGGUGAGAACGAAAUGGGGACCGCCGCCGGCGUGCCCGCGGCGAUUCAAAAGAUGGAGGCUGGUAGUCGCGUGACCCCAUGCAACGUCGAGACGUUGGAUCUCAAGUCCGCGGUGUCGGCCAUGUCCGACGUUCCAAUGGCGAAGCUUACGAUGCAGGCGGAGACGGACGACGAGGUGUUCCUCCUGUGGGAGCCCGGAUACAAACCAGCAGCAGCACCGCCAUCACCCAACAUCCUCUCGGCGCGGUACAAGGGACACGACGCGGACGCCCGAGGCCGCGUCGACUGCCAGUUCGUCGACUUCGACCUGGAGGAGGAGUCGCCUCUGCAGCCCGGCCGCCACACGGACGCCCUGGCGCCGUCGCUCCACUGCUCGGCCAACGUGCUCUCCGUCAAGGUUGCCAGCUCCGGCGCGGCAGGUUUCCCUCUCAGCCUCUACGGGUCUAUCCUCGUCAAGGACGCCCUGGACAACGACGGGAUUUGCCUCUUCCGACGUGAACGCGACGACCCCCAGAUCAUCACCUCACAGGAUGAAUCAUUGCUGCUGACAGGUCCAACUCGAGGCCUUGUGGCUUUUGAUUACCUUGACUUCGAGGUCGACCUCAAGCUCAAGACACGGCUCGUGGAGGACGACGUGGAUUUCAGCCGAGGGACCAUAAUGCACAACUGUAUCUUCGACAAGUCCCCCUCCAUCUCCAACAAGCUGGAAUCCCCUCACAGCAUUCUCGAGUUGAACUACGCGCCGGUGCGGAGGGCGCUCGAGUCCACCGUCGAGGUCAAGAUACUCAAGGACUCUACUCAAGAGGAAGAUGAUGGGAAUAAUAUGGAUGCUUUUGUUGGCGGAUUGUAUGGGAAAAUCUCGGCGCGCAACUCCGGCCUCUCGGAGGAGAUUGUGCUCUUCGACAGCGGGGCAUCCGGUGUUGCGAUCGCACUUGGGGACGACGGUGUGCUCAAGCUUUCACGUUGUGUGGUGGCCGUGCCUGUGCGGGAUUCGCUAGUGGUCACGGUCGAGACAUGGGCUGGUUGCGGUGGCGACGAUUUGCAAGAAGCAACCAUGAAGUCGUCCUUCACAUUCAUGCCUCUUCUCUGCGGCGAAGGACGUGCGAUCGUUCCCUGCGCUCGCCACACCAUGCAGAUCAGGGUUUUCUGGUCGGCCUUAUACAUUCCAUUCGUUGAUCCUUAGGUGUGAGCAGCUAUCAGGCAUGAUGAGGAUAGUCAUAGAUGGGGAUAUGAACCCUUUGGUAUGCAAUCAUGCUA
Messenger RNA from Lolium perenne, 1384 nucleotides. RefSeq lists its product as uncharacterized. The record is from RefSeq and is a predicted model, not a curated record. NCBI's taxonomy places the organism in Eukaryota, Viridiplantae, Streptophyta, Magnoliopsida, Poales, Poaceae.